Messenger RNA from Megalopta genalis, 2390 nucleotides. Its product is annotated as malectin-A. NCBI's taxonomy places the organism in Eukaryota, Metazoa, Arthropoda, Insecta, Hymenoptera, Halictidae. Gene Ontology annotation, molecular function: carbohydrate binding. Gene Ontology annotation, cellular component: membrane. The record is from RefSeq and is a predicted model, not a curated record.
AUGACAUCGGGAUGGGGAGUACAUUUGUUGACAAUAUCAAUAUUAUUUCUCGCCGUCUGUGUGAAAAGUUUUCAGGGCUUAGAAGUGAUAUAUGGAAUAAAUUCUGGUGGAGAAGCACACACUGACAGUUAUGGAAUUCGCUAUGUCAAAGAUCCAUUAAUGGGCAAAGUUGGUACAGCAUCCGACUAUGGCAAGCAGCUGAUCAUUGGACGAGUAAAUGCUAUCGAUCAAAUACUAUAUCAGACAGAACGCUACCAUCACAGUACUUUCGGGUACGAUAUACCAAUUAGUGAAGAUGGAGAAUAUGUUAUGAUAUUAAAGUUCUGUGAAGUUUAUUUUAACUCUCCCAAUAUGAAGGUCUUUGACGUAGUUUUAAAUGGAGACCAUACUGUUGUUACUGAUUUAGAUAUAUUUGAAAGAGUUGGACGUGGUAUAGCACACGAUGAAUAUAUUCCAUUUAAAGUUCAAGCAGGAAAAUUAAUAUACAAUGAUGAGGAGUCUGAUAUUUUAGCCGGAAAAAUUCGAGUUGAAUUUAUAAAGGGGUACAGAGACAACCCAAAGAUAAAUGCAAUCGUUGUUAUAAAAGGAAAUAUAGAAGAUAUACCACAGUUAGGCCCAAUUCCUCAAGAACCGGAGGAAUAUCAGAAUGUACACGAAGACGAAGAAGAGUCGACAGUGCGUAGUCGACACACAAGUGGCCCUAGAACUCCAGAUCCGUAUUCGAUCGAUGAUUCUUCAAUAAUGUUACCAGUUUUUGUAGCAAUCGGGGCAUUUAUUCCUUUACUAUUUUGCCUCUGUAAACUAUAGGCAGUGAAAUUUUCUGCACAGAAAUGCCUUGUACUUAAGAAUAAUAGUGUUCUAAUCAGCUUAGGUGAAUUUAGCGUGCGAGGACACGCGAGCAUCGGUCAUGUACAUAGAAAGGUGAUUUUUCGUUUAUUAAGCUACUUCAGCACACUUUUUCAUAGCUAUUUAUUAUUAAUUUAAUCGAAUGAACAUAUCUAUAUAUGGUUUUGUAUAUCAAACAAUUCAAAUUAGGUACGAGAUAGGAGACACUGAAAAGUGAGGAUUUGUGCAAUCAUGACUUUCGUUGCCACUUUAUGUGUUCAUUGGUCAAUUAUUUAAUAGUUAACAUUUUAUUGGCAAUUAGCACAAAGGUUUGCACACAUUCGUCUUUUCCUGAACAAUUGUAUAAAGUUAUUAAACCUGCGCGAUAUUUUUCUGUAAUUCAAUGCGAUAGCAGAAGAACGAUCAAAAGUGUAAUACGACUGACGUAUAUUUUUUUGUUAGAUAUUUAUCUCGUGUUUUGAUUGAAAUUUAUGUGAUUUAUGUUUUCGAUUUCUUUCGUUUAUUUUGUGCGUUAAACAUACUGUAUGAGAAAUAAUUUGCAUUCACUAUGUCACAUAUAUUCCGUUGGAAAUGGAAGUGCAUCAAAUAGUCCGUAAAAUACCAAAGGAAUUUUCAUCUUUUGCAAAUCAGAGUAAAUAAAGCUGUUAAUAUUGUCCUAUAAUAAUAUUCUUUUCAUAAUUUACACAUAAAUUGUUUUCGAUAUACCAAUUAUUAUCACUUAAAAAUUUAUAUUAAGAAUGUUGAAUCAUGUAUUAAUAAUAGACAUUGUUUACAAUGUUAUUUUCUUCAAAUUAAGUUAUUAUUUGUUAUGAAUAUGUAUACGAUCAAGGAUAAAAUGCGUGUAUUGAAAGUUCUUAAACGAAACGACAUUUAUUUUUUAGUACAAUAAUUUAAUUAUUAUUUUCUCAACGUUUGUAUAAAUAAUGUAUAAAACAGCUAAAUUAUACAUAAAAUUAUAUUAGUUUUGAAAUAUGAAUAAUACGAUUGCAGAAAUAUGAUAUAUAAAAAUAAUGUUUUUCAUUAUUUAUUUGAUAACACUGGAAAAUUAAUAUUUAUUGAUACAUGAAUAAGAAUGAAAGCAGUGUAAAGUGUUUUAAUUAUUAGUUUUCAGAUAGUAUUGCAAGUUUUCGAAAUGAUGAAUUGUACACUUUUAACUCAUCGCAGUUAAAUCUGUGCGCAUUAACUAAUAAUACAUGGAAUUGUUAAAACACAAUAAAACAAAAACAUUCACAAGGAAAUAAUUACAAAUUCGUUUUAAUUGUGAGUUCGAACUUUGUAUCCAGGGAAACAAAUUUUGCCUUGCUUUACUAUUCUAAUUUAAAAUAAAAAGUUAAUAAAAUAAGACUCUUGGUUCAUAAUGUAAAUAAAUUAAAAAUAAAAUAACUCUGCCAAAUGUUAUGAAAGAUAUAUUUUAUUGUGUUUUUGCAUAUUCUUGCAUCUUCGGGGAGUAAUUAGGUUACUAUUUAAUAGGCGAAGAUUUAUUGACAAAUUCAUAUUUUUCAUAAUCUAGGUACGAAUAGAAAAUAAAGAAUAAAUUCAAUCCA